Cydia amplana is the source of this 2527-nucleotide messenger RNA. It is a transcript of the gene baz, whose product is annotated as partitioning defective 3 homolog. The transcript is spliced from 16 exons. Lineage: Eukaryota; Metazoa; Arthropoda; Insecta; Lepidoptera; Tortricidae. The record is from RefSeq and is a predicted model, not a curated record. Gene Ontology annotation, cellular component: apical plasma membrane; apical junction complex; adherens junction. Gene Ontology annotation, molecular function: protein binding; phosphatidylinositol binding. Gene Ontology annotation, biological process: establishment of centrosome localization; establishment of cell polarity; establishment or maintenance of epithelial cell apical/basal polarity. The coding region runs from base 35 to 2515 and encodes 826 amino acids.
GGACACGUCGGGCGACACCCCCCGGGUCGAAGACAUGUUGCGAUGGGUGUCGGGUGUCAACAACGUCGCCAGCGUGCAUCCGCAGGAGCGCCCACUUGAUCUCUUACCUGAGGUGGGCAGCACGGAGCGAGCGAUAUCCGGCCAAGAAGUCCCAGUGAGCCCGAGCAGCAAGCCUGCGACGGCGACGCAAAACGUGUCCGUCACGCUUGUCAAAGGCGAGAAAGGACUAGGCUUCACCAUCACCACCAGAGACAAUCCUACGGGCGGACACUGUCCCAUCUACAUUAAGAAUAUUCUUCCUAAGGGCGCCGCGGUAACGGACGGGCGGCUGCGCGCCGGCGACCGUCUAGUAUCUGUGAACAACGUGUCGGUGUCGGGCCUCACGCAGCAACAAGUAGUAUCUCUACUACGGAACACGCCCACAGACUCCACUGUCGACAUCGUGGUGCAGCGGCCUGUCAGCAGAACGCAGAGGGUUGAGCCCCAGCAGAGUCCACAAAAAUACUCAGAAAAGGCGAUAGGCAUGCCCAACGGCCAGUCCAAACCAGUGGACGUCGGUGACAACGGCCGAGUGUCCAGUAUAGUGAACGCCAUCAACCACGGUUCGGCGCGGGGCCGGAUACCCAAGAGCUCCUCUAAGGACGACCUGAUCAAAGACCAGGACAGUUCGCUGCAGGAAGCUCUGAAUUCUAGUUCUAACUCUAUCCUUAGUUUAAGAAAUCGUCUGAUCCUUCGGCUAGACGUACCGGUGCACGACUCGGAGAAGGCCGGGCUGGGCAUCAGCGUCAAAGGCAAGGUCACCGUGGGCACGGACCCUCAAGACCUUGGCAUCUUCAUCAAGUCGGUGCUGAACGGUGGCGCCGCUUCGAGAGAUGGCAGAUUACACACGAACGACCAGCUGCUGAGCGUGAACGGCGUGUCGUUGGUGGGGCAGUCCAACGCCGAGGCCAUGGAGACACUCCGGCGUGCCCUGCUGCACGCGAGACCCAGCGUACGUGGCAGCAUCUCGCUCACAAUCGCCAGGAGAACAGAUAGUAUGGACAGCCUAGCUCGGUGGAAAGACGACACGCCGCCCAACGGCAACGAGUCCGGCAACACCACCAACAGCGUCGACAACAACAACAGCUCCCAAAACUUCAACACCGUCAUAUACAACACCGACAAAGAGAACAAACCCACCGAUUACAACCAGAACAAAUUCGACAACCACAAAGAGAGAAGCAUAGACAACGAACACCGAGGCAGCAAGAAACACGCCUCAAUAAUCACAAUAAAUAACAACACGAGCUGGGUCUCCAAUCAAUCUGACGACAGCAAAGGGUAUCUAGAAAGAGACAAAGAUACGGUUCCUCACGAUCCUAAAAGAGAUAGCUUCGAGUGGAGUCGCUUGGACGGUUGGAACCCUGUUAUAGAUAGACUGACCGGGUUAAGGAACGAGAGCUAUUAUAUGGCGACGCAACUGGACGCGCCGGUGACGAACGGCCAUUUUAGGCCUAAUGUGGGACAUGUGCAUAUGUCGCGGUCGCCGCCCGCGCACCAUAAUGUUAUUAUUGAAGAAGAUUAUGGAACCACGACGAGAGGGAGCACUAGCGGCCCCGGCGAGUCGGGCAGCGAGAGCGGCGCGGGCUUCAGCCGCGACGCGGUGGGGCGCCGCUCCAUGUCGGAGAAGCGCCACGCCGCCAUGGACGCCAGGACCACCGGCACCUACAAGAAGAUCAAGGAGAUCAAGGCCAUGCACUCAUUACAAGUGGGACCAUCACUGGGAAUGCGGAAGUCGUCUAGUUUAGAAUCACUACAAACAGCGAUACAGGAAAACCAAAGGAAUCCACGGAACGAGCCGAUAUACGCGCGUGCGCAUCCACCGCUGAAGCACUGGCUGACGGAGGGCGGGCGCACGCCGGAGGGCAUGGUGCGCGGCUCGCCGCACCAGUCCUCGCUCUCGCACAAGAAGCCCUCGCUGCUUAAAUCGCUCUCCAACAUGUUAAGAAUCGGCAAACCCCACAAAAAACCGGACACGGAAAUAUAUGGGAGAUCUCAGCCAGGGCGAGCUUCGGAAAAGUCGCUAUCGAGGGAAGCGCUAGAACGGCACAACCGGGAGGAGAGACUAGAUGAAAACACGCACAACAAGCCCGAGGUGCAGCACUCGCGGCAGAGCAGCGGCGAGCGCGCGCCGCCCUACCGCGCGCCGCCCGCCCGCACCGCGCCCGCACACCAACAAAGGGGAAUGGAAAGUGCCUGGGGACCAACGGGCCACUAUGUCAACUACGAUGAAAUCCAACAAAACCUCAACGCGCGGCGUGAAAAGUUGAGCGAAGUGCAAAUAGGGCAGAUGAGGCGGCAGGUUCACGCGCAGAGGGCCAAAGUCGAGGAGGAGAGUCGGCGGGUAGGCGCUACCACUGGCUACCACUCGCAGCGCUCCUGUAGGGACGCGCCCGCCGCGCGGCCGCAGUCCAACUACUACGAGUACGAGAGCGCGCCGCCCAAACGGCCCGGCAAGCUCUCACACUACCACUGAUCAUCUGGCUAG